Molecule: messenger RNA, 1171 nt
Organism: Bradysia coprophila
Lineage: Eukaryota; Metazoa; Arthropoda; Insecta; Diptera; Sciaridae
Cellular component (GO): extracellular region
Molecular function (GO): chitin binding
Source: RefSeq, a predicted model, not a curated record
CUUGGCCUUGAAAAUGUAACCUGCUAUCAGAUUGAGGCUGUAAAAUAUGUUUGGCGGUUAUUUUAUGAGCUGCAAACAUACGCAAUAUUGUUUGCCAUCGACAAUAAAUUUAAUAUAAUCAAAUACUCUGAGAUACCAUUAUUUUAAGGUUUUAAAGUUAUUACACUGAGUUUUAGAUAACAAUAGACCAAACAAAACGAAAAAUUUCGUUAUUCAAAAAUCGUACGUGCUGGAAACGUGAUUAAAUUGAAGAAAGUUUGUGCUGAAAUAGGAGUGUUGAAAUUUGGGAUAGAAAACUGAAACAAAAUGCUAAGUGGCUCGGCUAGAUAUUCAGUGUACAUCUCAGUUAUUUUUGCUCUUCUCAGUACAACGAGCGGUCAAACUCAAUGUUCCAAUACCGGUAUUUAUUUCGAAGAAGUAGCCAAAUCUUGCACGAAUUACACUCGUUGCGUAUUCGGUUUGCGGUCUGAGCACUCUUGUGACGAAGGUUUCCAGUUCGAUCCAACGACGAGUCGGUGUGAUUUAGAGUCCAUUGUUGGAUGCAAUAAAUGUCCGGAAAAUAUUGAGUUUGGAGAUUUUUCGGCGUACGCUGACAAGGAUAAUUGUUCAAUUGGUUUCGUUUGUUUUGGUGAAAUAUACCCAUUCCAAGUUGAUUGUCCUGAAAAUCUUCACUUCGAUGUUAGCACUCUGAUGUGCAUUCUUCCGCAAUAUUCUAUCUGUACCGAUCGAAUUACAACAACCGAAGCUCCAACGACAACUACGACUACCACCACAACAACAACCACACCAUCAACGACCACGACUACAACUGUUCCUCCGACCACCACUCAAGCACCGGGAAAUGGUUGUGCCUGGUCUGGAUGCUACCAUGCUAGCGGAGCUGUCUGUUCGACAGCAAAUACUGGUGGAAGUGGCCGUCCCAUUUACAUCUCGCACAAAAAAUGCGAAAUCUUUGGAAGGAAAGACUUCUGCUGUGACCGAAAUUGCAGGUAUCAAGAGUGUGGCAAGAAGUGUGACAGUCUUAAAAUGAAACGAUAUUUGGAAGUGGGAGAUGUAACUUGUAUCACAAACAUACCUGGAUUCGGUUCGUUGCAAUCAGUUCAGCAAUAUUGUUGUCCAUGAAUUGAUACAGAGUCUGCAGCAAAAUGUAAACUUCUUAACGACAUAUGAU